Messenger RNA from Lingula anatina, 564 nucleotides. RefSeq lists its product as uncharacterized. The record is from RefSeq and is a predicted model, not a curated record. NCBI's taxonomy places the organism in Eukaryota, Metazoa, Brachiopoda, Lingulata, Lingulida, Lingulidae.
AUGCACCUUUUUCACGUCUACGUGUGGCCGUUGAUCGCCGUUUUAGCGGGGAAUUGUGCAAAGGGGUCAGGAAUCAGUGGAACCAAUGGCUACGUAGAGUAUUUCCCAGGUACGCCGGAUUCCCAGGUUAUUAUCACCGCCGCACAUGGGGGAUAUCUCAAACCCAGCAGCAUUCCCGAUAGAACGAAAGGGUGUUUGUCAGGGUCAACGUGCAUCUGGACCCAUACCUGUGGUUCGACUAGCUCCCAGUGUACCGCCAAGACGGUGAGAGACACCAAAACUAAGGAACUGGCUACAGAACUCACUAAAGCCUUGGAGACUCAGACGGGAAAGCGCCCACAUUUGAUCGUUAAUCAUCUAAGUAGAGUAAAAUUGGACCCCAAUCGAGAAAUUGGAGAGGCAACAUUCAACGUUGCAGCUGCCUUGACAGCAUUUAAUGAAUACCACCAAUUCAUCACUGACGCACGUGCCAACAUCACCGGUGCGGGGCUUCUCUUUGACAUGCACGGGCAAAGCCACCCUGAGAAGUGGAUUGAACUGGGUUACUUGAUGAGCAAAAACUGA